Messenger RNA from Pocillopora meandrina, 830 nucleotides. NCBI's taxonomy places the organism in Eukaryota, Metazoa, Cnidaria, Anthozoa, Scleractinia, Pocilloporidae. The record is from the annotation of a GenBank genome assembly.
AUGGCCUACCAAAGGGAAUGGACAGUUGUGAGACUGAGCUUCAUUGACUGGGCAGUAAAAGAAAGAAUUGCACCCAACGUGGAAGAGCAUGCAGUAGACCCGAUUCCUCUCACAGCUUUGUCAACAGGCGCGUGUGGUGCAAUGCAGCAGUCUGUUGAACGGUUGCGAGUUAGGUAAUGCCUUAUUUCAUGAUCAGAAUCUAAUUUCUUGUCAUAAUAUCAUACACGCUACAAACAUUUGGUAAAUGAUCAGAUUCUUUUCCCUUGUGAUAGUGCUAAGAUAUUAUCAAGCAUACAGGUCAUGAUCACAGUCUAAUGUCAUAUUAUCACUUCCUGAGAACAGUAAAAGAAUAUCUGCAUGCUGAAAUUUGAUUGUACUAUGUUUAAGUAAAGAGAGUUCUGGUUUUGCUGCCCUGAAGAGAAUAAUAAGAGAAGUGAAAAGGGGCCCAGUUGAUGAGAGUGGUAACAAAUCUCAGAUGAGAGUUCACAAGAAGAAAAAAGAUGCAAUGGUUUCCCCCAAAAAAGCCACCAAAUGGUUGGACAGCAUAUCUCAAUGAGAAAUUUAAAGAGGUUAGUUGACUUAACUUAUUAUAGAGAAUUCAAUAAAGUGAAAUAAUUUCUGAUGCUUUUACUUUUAAUUGCUUCUAGAGAGCGCAAAAUAAUCAGAGUCCUAGACGAAAAGAAAGGAUAACGUUCCUCAAAUCAAUUCAAAGCAUUGCAGAGGACUGGCGACAACUUUCUGACCUGGAGAAGAAAUACUAUAAACAGAAAGCCAUUGACCUCCAUUUGGAAAGGACAGAAGCGAGAUAUCAAAUUCGCGAGGAAACAUAA